AUGCAAGAAUAAGGUAUGUGUUGUGAUGGAACUAGGUUUUUUGUAGGUAAUACACUAAAAGCACCAUAAGUGAUAUUUCGCAAGACUGUCUCAAUAGAUGUUUGUAUGAUAUAUGUUCUAAUAAGCAGAAAGUCCAGAUUAGAAAGAACAAUACUUCAAAGAAUCUAAAUUAACAGUGUCAUUCUCUUCACCUCCCAACUCAGGAUGUGAGAAUUGUAUCCCUGACGAGGAAGUAAUAUCAUAUUACAUUCCAGAAGAUAAUCAGUCUUACACUAGCUACAAACAGGUUCGUUUCUCAGAACCAACAGAUAAGUAUAAAAGUAAGGUUAACAAGUAGAACUGCAAAUGUUCCCCAAUAAAAAUACAGACGACAACGUUCCAUCCCAAUACCUGAAAAAGUAUAAGAGGAUUUAAUUGGAGAGAGUUAAUAACUUUCUCCUAAUUUGAAUGGUCAUAUCAACCUCUAAGAUAGGUAAUUACCAACAAACUAGAACACAAAUACAAAUCAAGAAACGGAAAACCAAUUUAACUUCAAUGCAUUAUCUCUUUAAAAUAGUUUUUGUUGCAAAACUAUUUCCUCUUAUGAGUAAUUAGAUUAAGCGAACCAAAUGGCAGAUGAAUUAGUAAACAUAGUUAAAAAUUAUUUAAAUGACAUCCCAUUUAAUGAAAAACACUUUACUUUUGAUGAACAAGAAGAUGAAUUUAGAAAUAAAUUUAAUUUAUAACAAAAAGUCUUAAAAGUAAUGUGUUAUGAUAAAUGUAGAAAGUAUUAGAGCAUUUAAAUUUCAAAAUGAAUCUUACUUUAUGUUCUCCUAUCUCAAGGAUAUCAGCUACUUCUCCUCACUUUGAAGAUCUUCAUGUAAAUGUAAAAGACUUAUAAUCUAAAAUUGAAGAGAUAACUGAUUAGAAUGAUCUUCUGAAAGAUAAACUUGAAAUAUAGGAAUCCAAACUAUUAGAGUAAUAUGAUUAAAUCAAAAAGUUGCGUAUAAACAUACUAGAAUUAGAACUAGAAAAUAGAAGCAUAAAAGAUGAAUUUGAAAAACAACAAAAGACUGCUAAGAGUCUGAACGAAUAAAUAAAUUAGCAAAGGUAACAAUCAGAGGAAUAUGUUAAAACAUUACAGUGUUAGUAAUUGAAAAUAUAAUAAUUGGAAUAAUUAUUAGAGAAAUAUCAAAAGAAUAACAAAUCAACAAAUUAAUCUUUGAAUAUUAACUUGAAUUAGUCUUCUAAACCGGUUAGAAGACAUACAAAUUCUUUUCAUGAAGUAUGCUCCUCACCAAAUGGUAAUAAGUUAGUGAUUGUUAACAGCAGUACUAAUAGUUCGUAACAAUCUCCCAGAAAUUUAUAAUUAUCAAAUAAUCAUAAAGUAUAGCUUUUAGAUGACACAACUUAUUUUGGAUCCAUAUUAAAUGAUAAGAAACAAGGAUAUGGUAAUCUGAGAAAGGGAGAUAAGAAAUUAUACAUGGGUAUGAAUUAAAUUAUUUACUCUAGGCUUUUGGAAAGAUGACAAUUUCAAUGGGUUUGGCCAUUUGAAUAAUGAAAUUAUCGAAAAAGGAGUGAUAGAUCUGAGUAAUCUUGAUAAUAUUGGGAAUAAAUGGAUUAGCUAUUAAGGAGAAUUUUAGGAUGGAUUAUUUCAUGGAUAUGGAAUUUGGACAUUUAGUGAUAAUUCAAGAUUUCAUGGCUAGUUCCAGUUAGGAAAAGCAAAUGGAAGAGGGUAAAAUUAUAUAAUCCAAUUAGUACUUAUUAUACAAAUCUUAAUACUAUCACAGGAAUAUGGAAAUAAAAUAUUAAAAUUUGA
Messenger RNA from Paramecium octaurelia, 1798 nucleotides. The record is from the annotation of a GenBank genome assembly. Lineage: Eukaryota; Ciliophora; Oligohymenophorea; Peniculida; Parameciidae.